Molecule: messenger RNA, 2069 nt
Organism: Mastomys coucha (southern multimammate mouse)
Lineage: Eukaryota; Metazoa; Chordata; Mammalia; Rodentia; Muridae
Gene: Ntsr1
Product: neurotensin receptor 1
Exons: 4
Coding region: 467-1744 (425 amino acids)
Biological process (GO): neuropeptide signaling pathway
Cellular component (GO): plasma membrane
Molecular function (GO): G protein-coupled neurotensin receptor activity
Source: RefSeq, a predicted model, not a curated record
UCGGGUGCGGGAAGAGCUCCAAGCAGAAGAGGGAGAACGAGGGUGAGCACGCUGGGCAGCCGAGCGUGCGCUCCGCUCUGCGCCACAGGCUCGCCCAACGAAGCACUAACCAGCAGGGUCGCGGUCCUGAGGACAUUGCUGCCACCCAGCAGUGCAGAGAACCAACCACAGAAUCUGGAGGUCGGUAGCAGCCCCGAUCUAGGCAGGCUCGGGGCCAGGAGGGUGUGGAGGAAGAGCGGGACCGGAUCGUAGAUCACAGACUCUGGAGGGGAAAAAAGAGUGGCUCCCUGAACCGGCACGUCGCGAGCUCCAGAACUCCCAGGAUCCCCGGGAUAGCGCGCUUCGCAGCUGGACGGCACGCCCCCCUUAGCUUGAGCACCCUCUCCUCUGAGCGCCUCCUCAUCUGCCCCUGGAGGGACUUUCACCUGCAAAGGUGCAAGACAAAGCCGUGUACCCGGCACCCACCAUGCACCUCAACAGCUCCAUGCCGCAGGGCGCCCCUGGUGAACCCGGUGCCCAGCCCUUCCCGCGGCCACAGUCUGGACUGGAGGCGAUGCUCCUAGCGCUCGGCUUGGGCAAUGGUUCUGGCAAUACCUCGGAAUCCGUCCUGGCAGCGCCCAACAGCGACCUGGACGUGAACACUGACAUUUAUUCCAAGGUGCUGGUGACCGCUGUAUACCUGGCACUCUUUGUGGUGGGCACUGUGGGCAAUUCGGUGACAGCCUUCACUCUAGCGCGGAAGAAGUCGCUGCAGAGCCUACAGAGCACUGUGCAUUACCACCUGGGCAGCCUGGCACUGUCUGACCUGCUCAUCUUGCUGCUGGCCAUGCCCGUGGAGCUGUAUAACUUCAUCUGGGUGCACCAUCCUUGGGCCUUUGGGGAUGCUGGCUGCCGUGGCUACUAUUUCCUGAGAGAUGCCUGCACCUAUGCCACAGCCCUCAAUGUAGCCAGCCUGAGUGUGGAGCGCUACUUGGCCAUCUGCCAUCCCUUCAAGGCCAAGACCCUCAUGUCCCGCAGCCGCACCAAGAAAUUCAUCAGUGCCAUAUGGCUAGCCUCGGCGCUGCUGGCUGUACCCAUGCUUUUCACCAUGGGCCUGCAGAACCGCAGUGCCGACGGCCAGCACCCUGGUGGCCUGGUGUGCACACCCACUGUGGACACAGCCACCGUCAAAGUCGUCAUCCAGGUUAACACCUUCAUGUCCUUCCUGUUUCCCAUGCUGGUCAUCUCCGUCCUAAACACCGUGAUUGCCAACAAACUGACCGUCAUGGUGCACCAGGCCACUGAGCAGGGCCGCAGCGUGUGCACUGCAGGCACCCACUACAAUUUAGAGCACAGCACGUUCAACAUGUCCAUCGAGCCAGGCCGUGUCCAGGCCCUGCGCCAUGGAGUCCUCGUCUUACGUGCUGUGGUUAUCGCCUUUGUGGUCUGCUGGUUACCCUACCACGUGCGGCGCCUCAUGUUCUGCUAUAUCUCCGAUGAACAGUGGACCACGUUCCUCUUUGACUUCUACCACUAUUUCUACAUGUUGACCAACGCUCUCUUCUACGUCAGCUCUGCUAUCAAUCCCAUCCUCUACAACCUGGUGUCCGCCAACUUCCGCCAGGUCUUCCUGUCCACGCUGGCCUGCCUCUGUCCUGGGUGGCGCCACCGCCGAAAGAAGAGGCCAACAUUCUCCAGGAAGCCGAACAGCAUGUCCAGCAACCAUGCUUUUUCCACCAGCGCCACCCGGGAGACCCUGUACUAGGCCUUGAGGAGGUUAAGAGGAGGCCUCAGCCUGUGCACAAGGGCAGCAGCCCCACCCCCAACCCCCAAAGCUCCCAAGGGUUAAGUAGUGGCCAGUCUAAACCAUGCAGGUGAGGCUGGAGCACCCUCGGUGAGGCUUCUUUCUUCCCAGUUUCUCUUUCUUUCCUUCCUCUGGUCCCCCCUCCCCAGUCCUUUCUUCUUGACCUCUUAUCCCUCUCCUACCUCCACCUUAAAAAACAGAAUAGAGGCUGUUUCUCUCCCGGCCUGCAAAAGGCCUUUAACUCGAAGAAAUUAGCACUCACCAAGGACAUUCUCCUUUGUUCCCA